Messenger RNA from Sturnus vulgaris (Common starling), 3417 nucleotides. NCBI's taxonomy places the organism in Eukaryota, Metazoa, Chordata, Aves, Passeriformes, Sturnidae. The record is from RefSeq and is a predicted model, not a curated record.
UUUUGGGUUUUUUUUUGCGGUUGUUUUUUUUCUUCCUGGGGCGGUAAACAACUCGAGAAGAUAGAUAUCUUUAAAGAAAAUACCGUAAUGGAGAUGGAUUAAAAUACAGAAUGUUUGUCUUGUACCUAAAAAUGUGAUACUGUCAGUUGGAGUCAAAAUAUUUUGGCUUAAAGGAAACACUGGUUUUGCUGUUUGCUUUGAACGUGUGACUUUCUACAGGAGGUGUUGUGCAGUACUGAGCUGUAUGGCUGUAGGGAAGCUAUGGAUAGAGCAUUAAAAAUAGAAUGUGUUUAAAGUAAUUCUGUCACCUUGUCACUUGUAAAGUGGUUUUGCUUGGAUUGUGGUUGUUUCUUUUCCCCACGAUAUGGAAAAUGCAGCAAGGUAGCACAGCUGAAGGGACUUGUUUUUGAAGGUCGUGCUUUAGAUGGCUGGGAGUGCUAGCCAGCUGUCUGAUGCCCUGUUUCAUAAUAGGUAAAACUCACUAAUCUCCCCAGAGAUUGCUCCUAAUGAACACAGUGUCACUGGUAGUAAAAGAAUUUAUUAUUAUUGCCUGGAAGCUGCUCCUGAAAUUUUUAAAAUAUUUCUGGGUAAUGAAGAUGCUGCUGAGGAGAUCAGUGGAGUAGUGGUGUUUGCUCAGAGAAAAAGCAGUGUUUGAUGAGAAAUGAGAGUGGAUAAAGUGAUGUCGUAUUCUGUGCUGAGAAAUCUGGGCAAUUGUCUGUAUGAGAAUGUCACAGUGUAUAUGGGGGGGGGGCGGGAAGGCAGAAUUUGGGCCUUCAUCUUCUUGCCCACCCUGGCAAAGAUUCCUUGGGGAGAACCAAGCCUUUUGGAGGAGUGCUGCUCCAUGGUGAUUUGUCAGUGCUGAGACCCCGAGGAACUAUCAUUUUACUGCCACCUCGUGCAGCUAUUUUUACAGUGGAUCCAGCUCUGACAGUGAUUUUUCCUGUUGACUGUGCAAAUCCACUUGAAGGAGGAAAAAAUGGUAGUGACAAAAGGCUGUGUCAGUGCUGAUCGUGUUUGAAACAUAGGAUGUGAUCAUGUCUCCUACCACAGCCAAUAUUGUCAUUAUCACAGCAGUCAGGAAGCAGGGCUGCCUUGUCAGUUGAUCUGUGCAUUUGACCAAAACCUGUAUGGUCAUUUUGCUCCAAAUUACCCCAAGGACAGAAAAAAGAUCGAGCAGUAUCAAUUAAAAUCCUCAGCCAAGCUGUUUGGUAACUUAUUCUUUCUCGACAGAUCACUGAAUUUUUGACAAAUGUGUCAGAUGAUCUUGCAAAUUCUUUACUUCAGGCGGGUUGUGAAACUUCUCAGAGUUGGUUGCUCGGUGGACUUUUCGUGUGUGCUGUCAGACUUGUGCCUUGUGUUGCCAGUGACUAAAGCAGCUCUGUCAGAAACACAUCGAAGGCUGACAUUCCAGAUCUUAGUAUUUUACUGGGUUACAUCUCCUGCGAUAUGAGAAAUGAGUGUUGGACGCAGAAGAUUAAAGCUGCUGGGAAUUCUGAUGAUGGUAAACAUUUUUAUUUAUGUGAUUGUGGAAGUCUCGAAGAGCGGUAGCCAAGACAAGAAUGCAAAAGGCCGUGUUGUUAUACCACGUAGCAAAUUCUGGAGGAAAUACACUCCUCACAAAGCUUAUUGGAACAAACAGCAACAGAAGCUUGAGCUGCUGUACAACCCUAUUCUGUCCUUGCUUUCCAAUAUGACUGUGGAAGAGAACUUAAUUUCUAACCUGAGUGCUCUCAAUUCCUGUGAUCCUGACCCCUUGGUUCACUCAGAGGUUAGUGACUUUGCAGACUUGCCAGACAGAUUCAAAGACUUCCUCCUCUAUUUAAGGUGUAGAAAUUACUCAUUGCUAAUGGAUCAGCCAAACAAGUGUGAACAGAAACCUUUCCUGUUGCUGGCUAUUAAGUCACUUAUACCCCAUUUUGAUAGAAGACAAGCAAUUAGGGAAUCCUGGGGCAAGGAAAUAACAUCAGGGGAUGUGAUAGUCAGAAGGGUCUUCUUACUUGGGCAGACCCCACCAGAGGAUAAUUUUCCUGACCUUUCACACAUGAUUAAAUUUGAGAGUGACACCCACCAAGAUAUACUCCUCUGGAGCUACAGAGACACUUUCUUCAAUCUGACUCUGAAAGAGGUGCUGUUUCUGAAGUGGGUCAGCAGCAGCUGCGCAAAUGUCCAGUUUAUUUUUAAGGGUGAUGAUGAUGUUUUUGUGAAUACCAAUCAGAUCCUGGAUUACUUGAAGAGUUUAUCAAAGGAAAAAGCCAAAGACUUAUUUAUAGGUGACGUGAUCAAAGAUGCUGGACCUCACAGAGAGAAAAAAUUGAAGUACUACAUCCCAGAAAGUGUCUAUGAAGGUUCAUAUCCCCCGUACGCAGGAGGUGGCGGGUUCCUGUACUCUGGUGAUCUGGCACUAAGACUGAAUAAUGCAUCUGACCAGGUACUCCUCUACCCUAUUGAUGAUGUUUAUACUGGAAUGUGCCUUCAGAAGCUUGGGCUUGCUCCAGAAAAACACAAAGGCUUCAAAACAUUUGAUAUUGAAGAGAAAUACAGAAAUAACAUCUGUUCCUACACAAACUUAAUGUUAGUGCAUAGUAGAAAACCUCAAGAAAUGAUUAGGAUUUGGACACGCUUGCAAGAUCCACACUUAAAUUGUUAAAGUAAUGUGCAUAAGUGUCUUAAGCCCAAAAAAACUUUGCAAGUUUGGAUCAUUGAAGCUCUGUUUAAUAGUUGAAUUUUUGCUGUAAACUUUUUCCUGUACUUCUGAAAAUGAGAGUAAUACUAAAAUUUGAAAGGAUGGCUUGAAGGCUUGGUCCUGACUUUUCCACUGUCCUGGUGGUCGUUAUGUUUCAAUAUUUGUCUUAAUUUUAGAAAAGACUUUGAGGCUAUAACUAGCUGUCAGUGACUGAUUAGCUGUACUGGAAACAGGGAUUGCUUACAACAUUGCGUCUUUCAUCAAUUGUGAUGGUGGAAGAUCAUUUUCCCUUGAGUAGUGUUUGUGUGUGGAAACCACUGUAAAUUGAAAAUACACAAAUUGGGGGAAUGUAGUUUUCUUUUUGGACAUGAUAUGCUUAGGAGACUUUUGAAUUUUUAAUUCAUAGUUUUCAGUCCUUUUGCACCCUGGAACAGUAUAUUUUUCCUUUACUUAUUAUCCUUUGUGCAAAGUGUACCUGUGUCUGAAGGAUUUAAGGAUUUACCCUUCUAUUAGAUGAAGCUGCCUUUUUUUUUUUUUUUUUUUUUUUUUAACAAAAAAGGUAAUUCUGCUAGAAAUGCCCUCUAAGAGCUCAAUGUGUAAGGAAAAAGAUUAGGGCUUUUUUUGGGGCUGAGCAGGUAGGGCUGCCCCUGCCUCGGGCCUAUGUACUGAAGCUGACUUGUUGCUCAUGUUAUUUGUGUAGAAAGCUACUCUGGUCAAUCCUUGCUUUCUUUUCG